AUUUAUUUCUGUUUUUACAGAGUGCACCAAAGCAGCUACAAUAUAGUGGUGAUUACACUGUGGAAAAUAUGGGCGAUGUGGUAGCUGAUCGGGAAAAUGCAUGGGAGGAAGUCCAAAAGAAGGCCUUCAUUCACUGGGUGAAUACGUUGUUAGAGCAGAGAGGUUUAAACAAGUUGAAUGGCUUGGACGCGUUCUCCGACGGCGUGACGGUCGUCACGUUUGUGGAGAUUUUAUGUGAGAAGCGAAUUCGGUAUGUCACGCCGGAUCCGAAGCUCCGGAUCGAGAAGAUCAACAACAUCAAUUUGGCGCUGGAAGCGUUGAAGUCCCAAGGUCUGAGCAGCAAGUACUUAACGGUUAGCUCCGAGGAUUUCGUCGACAACAACACCAAGUUCAUUUUGGGGUUUUUGUGGACGACAUUUCAUAAAUUCCGCAUUGCCAAGUCUCUGGGGUCGCUGAAUGAUGACGUGGACACGACGAAGACCGCGCUGUUGGAUUGGGUAAGAAAAACGACUGAGGGAUACAAAGGUGUCAAUGUGACCGACUUCCGUACCAGUUUCAAUGAUGGAAACGCCCUCCUUGCUCUGAUUCACGCCUACGAUCACGAUCUCUUUGAAUACGAGCCUCAAGUAUCGGAACACUCGAGCAUUGAGAACGCCGAAUUGGCCCUCGAGCUCUCAGAGAAACACAUGAACAUCCCGCGGUUGAUUGACCCCUCUGAGCUCGUUCACGGACGAGUCGAUGAAAGGACCAUCAUGCUCUACGCGGGCAUGUUCUUCAAUGCCUUCGUGUCUACAGAAAACAAGAAGCGAGUCGAAGCGGAAAAAAUGAAGGUCUCGGAAAAGGUUUCGGACCUCGAGAUGGAAAUGGAACUCCUGAAUAAAAAACUGGCCAACAAGGAAGAAGAAUACCUCAACCUGUGUCGCUCUCAAGAAGAACAAGCAAAAAAAAAUGAAGAACUAAACUCAGAGUACGACCAACUUGUGGCAAAACAUCAGGCUCUGCAGGAAGAACACUCUCGCUUGAAGAAGCUCACCGAAGAACGCGUCAACCUUGAGCUUUCUGCCCUUGGCCUGCUUCGCAAAAACCUUCUUGAACACCUUCGCGACAUGCAUAGCUGGAAAGCCCACUUGGCUCAAAACCGCACCUAUGAGUCCGAAAAGAUCCAAAUCAAAGUCAACGCCGAGAUCGCCGAAAUGCAAAUCGAAGACCAAAUCAACUACCUGAGCACCGCUCUCAGCAACGAGAACGAAUGCCUCCAAUCUCUUCUGCGCAGGUACGAGGAACAAAGCGCGGAUUCGCAUCCGCCGACCACCGACUCGGGCAACAACGCCUCCCUCGAAGACACAGCGAGUGAACGCGGACUCGCCUCCAGCGAGUCUCAUGGCGCGCCCUUUGAUAAGGACGAAAAGCCCAGGGACAGACGAGAGGCCGAAGAAAAAAAGGAAAAACGGUCCGCCGAAGAAAAAAAGGAAAGGCGACCCGCUGAAGACAGAGUCGAAAAACGGCCGACCGAGGACAAAAUCAAAAAACGGAUGACCGAAGACAGGUUCAGGGAAAAACGAACGCUGACCGAAGACAACAGAGACAAUAGAUCCAGAGAGAGGCGAUCGACCGAGGACAGACACAAGGAGAAGCGGUCGAGCGAAGAAAGGUUCAAGGAAAAACGGUUAACCGAAGAAAAAAACGACGAGGCCAAAGAAAGGGGCAACAAAAAAGGAAAGAAAAAAAAUAAAAACAGGGAAGAGAAGAUCGAAGGCAGAGAAGACAAGGGAGAGGGCAAACACGAUGAUAACGAAAAAGGCUACGACGACAAGGAUAAAGGCGAUGAUAACGAAAAAGGCGACGAUAAGGAAAAAGGCGACGAUAAGGAAAAAGACAAAUAAAGAGCAUCUUUGCGAUAAAA
Messenger RNA from Schistocerca gregaria, 1903 nucleotides. RefSeq names its product cortexillin-2-like. NCBI's taxonomy places the organism in Eukaryota, Metazoa, Arthropoda, Insecta, Orthoptera, Acrididae. The transcript is spliced from 2 exons. The record is from RefSeq and is a predicted model, not a curated record. Gene Ontology annotation, cellular component: cell projection; cell junction; plasma membrane. Gene Ontology annotation, biological process: actin cytoskeleton organization. Gene Ontology annotation, molecular function: actin filament binding. Bases 69 to 1883 code for a protein of 604 amino acids.